Sphenostylis stenocarpa is the source of this 651-nucleotide messenger RNA. The record is from the annotation of a GenBank genome assembly. Lineage: Eukaryota; Viridiplantae; Streptophyta; Magnoliopsida; Fabales; Fabaceae.
AUGGCGAAGAAGCGAAAGUCCGUGGCCACGCGCCUCGACGAAGUGGAUCGCACCAUGUACUCCACUUUCUGCAGCACCGCCAAUUCCCUCUCCCAUCUCUACACCCACGCCAUGAACCAACAGAAACUCUCCUUCCAGGCCGGUGAACGACACGCUCUCGAGAAAUUGUACCAAUGGAUUCUCAGGCAGCAGCAAGAAGGGUCUAGGGUGACCACCAUUGACAUAGUUACCCAUUUGCAGAAUGAGAUUGAAUAUGGGGGAGAGGAAGCACCAGUGUCUCCGAGGCAGCCAAUACAUCAACAGAACUCUCAGACUGCAAUGCACACUAACUUUGGUGCGUGCAUACCCUCUAAUGCAUUUGGAGCAACUGUGGCAGGCCAGGGGAUACGAACUGGGCAACCUGAUCAACAAGCAAAGAACUCAGUUUUCUCCAAUGCACUCUCUAGUCCUAUUCGUCGCAGCCUUCAACCAUAUCAUCUGGCGCAGGGGAGCUUUCCUUCAGGUAAUAUCAUGUCAUCAGGAAAUGGAAAUGGAACCCGGAACAGUGAGAUGACUUAUCCUAAUGGCCAGAACAGAGACACAAACUCUUCCAACUCCAGUGAUUGCAUGGACAUGCAUUCGGAUAGUCCUGGUCAUGAUUUUUCAUACUGA